Messenger RNA from Dimorphilus gyrociliatus, 1106 nucleotides. Lineage: Eukaryota; Metazoa; Annelida; Polychaeta; Dinophilidae. The record is from the annotation of a GenBank genome assembly.
AUAUUGUUAAUUUGUAAACCGUAUAUAACGUCGAUCGAAAUUUGCUGAGUCACUGCCUGCUCAGUUUCUCACAUUUCUUUUCCUUUAUGAAAGCUAUCUAGCUGUUGUAUAUGUACCUGGUUGCUAAGAGUAAUCGUUAUUAGACGGUGUAAAGCGGUGGCCCUGUGAUUGAAUUUUAUGUUUCAGCCCCACGAACAGCAGGGAAAUAUAGUUUGCUAAUUAUGACUUGCAAGAGCAACUCUAUCACCAUAUGGUCUCUACGUUUUGGACUUUGCGCAGGUGGUCUUCUAAUGGCUGUGAAUUACGAGUAUAUGGACAAUCUGAUUGAAAACCUUUGGAGAUUUUGCUUAUCAUCAACCAUUUUCAAUUGUGUUUACUUUGAAACAUUAUGGGUAACCUUUAUAUAUGGCGUCUUCCUACAGCUCCCGAAGAUUGCUUCUUUUUUUUCAUGUUUUGAUCAAUAUAAAAUUUCCACAAAGCAAGUUCAAUGGGAUCACAAAGGUUUUCGUAGAGGUUUUUUGGAAAUCUUUUGGUAUAUCUUUCCCCUAAUGGUUCUAGAUACGUUCAUGGUAAAGAAAUAUCCUGGAGUAGACUUAACUGUGAUUCAAAUGCAAAAGAAAAACUGGCUGCAGAAGACGAGAUCCCUACCUCAACUACCACCUAAACUGUAUGAAAUUGCUUAUCAAAUUAUUGCAGCAUUCAUUUUAUAUGAUGCUCUCUUCUACAUUCUUCAUGUUAGCUUACACAAAAAUAAAUGGCUUUUUUCACACUUACACGCUCAUCAUCAUCAGCAUGUAAAAUUCAGUGGUAAAGUAACUAACCAGCUAACAAUUGUUGAAAGACUCUUGCUUAUUCUCUCAGCUAACGAGGCACUAAAAUUCGUAUCAGCUCAUCCACUUUCUCGUACUCUUUUCGUUCUCUGUCUUAUAUUUAGCCUAAUAGAAAAUCACUGUGGAUACGACUUACCCUUCACUCUGGACAAGAUUCUCCCGUUUAGGAUUUAUGGAGGAGCUCGAGCUCAUUAUGAUCAUCAUCUCCACGGAGAUAAAAAUUAUGAACCUUUUUUUACUUACCUUGAUAAAUAUAUAACACCAAAACUAUGCUAA